CAGUCGGCAUUUAUACAUGCUGUCUAGGUAGGUGGCUCGCUAGGUUUCGUGACACAGACUCUGUGUAUGUGGCUCUCUCUCGAGAGUGGUUAGGUAACAUCCUCUGGAUUAAACCGGGGAAAGUUGUUUCCUGAACUCUUGGUGCAGUUUGUAGGUUUGUUGAAGGCCAACCCUGCUGCGGCUCAGACAGGAAAAGGAAGACGGAUGCGGGCGAAGGGAAGAAUACCGAAACGAAAGGAUCUCAUCGAGCCAAAUGACGUUAAGCCAUGGAAGUGUCGGAGACGCCAGCAUCGCGCUGCGAAGACAACAACGCAGGAUCUGAAGAAGAUCUCCAGACCCAACUAAUCGAGUGCAGAGCUCAGCUGGAACACUGGCAGGGUGUGGCCAGGAUCUGCGAGCUCAGCAAAGAGGAGGAGUUGCAGGAACUGCAGAAACAAUGUGACCAGGAGAUUCAGUCAUUGCAGGAGGCCCUGAGAGAAACCGCUGCUCAGUAUGAAGCCAGGAUAUCUGUUCUUCAGUCUGAGCGUGCCCAGUGGAGAAAAGCUGCUCUGCUCCAUGACAGCAAGGGUGGCUUUAAAAAGGGCAAAGGGGAGGCUUCCUUUCCCCCCAAUGAAGCACUACAGGGCGGCUCUUCACCUCCACGGGGCAGUGACCCUGAGAGCGCGGGCUCAGACUCUGAUCCACUGGAGCUGCUGUCAGAGAUAUCAGAUACAGAGACAACUGGAUUCAUGAUGGACUAUUUCCCCCCUCACUGUGACUCUGCCUCCCUCUCAUCGUUCUCACUGGACACACCCUCUUUGCCCAGGCAUCCGCCCCCUCAGGAUGACACCGCCUCUAUUGUUUCCACAGGAACGCUGGUGCCUGAAGCGAUCUACCUGCCACCACCAGGGCACAGGCUGGUCUCGCAUGUGGACUGGGACAAACUGCAAGCACAGCUUGAAGAGCUCAACGAGGAGGUGACAGAGCUUAGAAAGCAGAAAGCUGAGCUGGAGAGAGAACUCGGUGUGCAAAGCGUAGAGACCCAAAAACAGUUGUCAGUGCUUCAGUCUCAGGUGCAAACAUCUGAAGCCCUCCUCCAAGACCUACAGAAAUCUUUUAGCCAGUCGCAAAGUGCCGUUCAGAGCAGAUUGGCAGAGCUGUCUUACUCUCAGAAGAGAGUUUGUAAUGAGCUCUCCAAGUUGAAAGGUGAAGAUAGUGAGAUUGAUGAAAGUACUGAAGAUACCCUGUCCUCCCUCAGUCCAACAUUACAGGCGGCUCACUGUGAGGAGAGGCUUCGUAUUGAAAUCGUGAACCUACAGGAACAGCUGGAGACACGCACGGAAGAGAGUGAUGUUGUAGAAGUCAAGCUUGCAAGUCUGAAAGUAGAGACGGACCGCAUUCAGAGCCAAAAAGAAAAGUUGGAUGCUGAGCUGCAGGAGUGUCGCAUAGAGGUACAAGGUCUGCGGGUGGCGCUCUCUCACCUUCAGAAAGAAAAUAAAACACUCAUCCAUGAGAAGACUGUGUUGCAACAGCAGUGUUUAGAGUUGCGCAGUCAGGUGAUCAGUCUGCGCACUCAGCUAGACACCAGUCAGACUGUACAGAAGGAUUUUGUCCAGCUGUCGCAGUCACUGCAGGUGAAACUGGAGCAGAUUCGUCAAGCCGAGUCAUUGAACCAGGUCAAGUACAUUUUAGGGGAGGUGAUUGAAGAAGAUACGGAUUCAAAUACAGAUGCCACAUGAAACGAUAAAAGAACAGGUGACUUUUUGCAGACCAAAGUGAAGAGACUGGUGGGUAGAUAGGAGGUCAUCAGAAACGACUAAGCUGAGAUGGGCUACCCUCACAGUGAAAUGAUGAACUAAAAGGCCAGUCCUGCGCUCCUGGGUCAACAAAAGCUUCUAAUGAACUCAAACCAUGUUGAAUCUGGUUUUGCUAAUACCUGAAUAGUGUGAAAUGUUAAUACACUGACUACUGUCUAUACUAGACUUAAUGAUAUUGCAGUGUCAUUUUUAUCACCAUGAUAUAAUGUUGGCUUUCCUAAAGCACACGGACUGAUAUAUUACUUAUAGUCAGCUUUCACCAGCAAAAUGAAGAAAGAAAAUACUGUAAUGGUUGUCCAUUCAGUUAUUGGUAUGAGCCAGUGAGCAGUAUAAGAUCAUUUUUAUGUUAAUGAGCUAAUAAAACAGUAAGGGGUGGUUUCCCGGACAGGGUUUAAGCGUAGUCCCAGACUAAUUUAAAUGUUAAAGGUGUCUUGAUCAAAAACAACUUGCUCUGACAUAUCUUAAAAUAUAUCAGUGGGAUUGUUUUGUCUCAAGAUGCACAUCAGUAAUGUUUUUUUGUAAAGUAUGUUUUUAAAAAUGACUUAAAUAUUCUAAUUUAACUAAGGCCUAGUCCUGGUUUAAAAUAAUCCCGGAAACCGCCCUUAUGUGUGUUUGACUGGUCGUAAUACAUUUUAAUACAUGUAAUGAAUGAAACAAACCUGAGUGUU
Messenger RNA from Triplophysa rosa, 2464 nucleotides. It is a transcript of the gene rabep2, whose product is annotated as rabaptin, RAB GTPase binding effector protein 2. Gene Ontology annotation, cellular component: intracellular membrane-bounded organelle. Gene Ontology annotation, biological process: endocytosis. The record is from RefSeq and is a predicted model, not a curated record. The transcript is spliced from 13 exons. Bases 267 to 1718 code for a protein of 483 amino acids. Lineage: Eukaryota; Metazoa; Chordata; Actinopteri; Cypriniformes; Nemacheilidae. Gene Ontology annotation, molecular function: growth factor activity; GTPase activator activity.